GAGCAAGAGAGAGAGAGAGAGAGUAAAGGAAAACAGUGAGAGUGAGAGCUGGAAAAGCUUUCGUGCUACCUUUUUUUUAGCCACAGCGCAGGCGUUUUGUGGAGCGGUUUCGUUGCCCUACUCCGCUUUAAGGGUUUGUUUUGACCAUUUAACUUUCGUUUUCUCGCCGUGUCGAAAGUAAAAGUGCGCAACGAAACGACGAACAUCCUAUUGUUGUUUGUCCAGCCUUGGUUGCGUCUUGCUCCAGCAAUUCAAACAGUUGCAUGCGAGCACGCAAGGAAGACGAACGUGAAUUCAUCCUUGGUUGGCGCCAUCAUCUACGCGAAGUUGAACGCAAAAACUCAUCGAAACCAAAAAAAAAACAAAAAAAAGCGGAUAUUCAUUCUAACGUUCACAGCUCAUCCAUCAAUAAUGCAAAACCACAGAACGAGUAUAUAGUACAUACAAUCCAAACAACCCAAGUUGUUUUUUUUUUGGUUGGCACACAAAUAGAACAAACACAAACCCCCCAAACCAACAAAAUAGGGCGCCCAACCCUGCAAAUAAACGGAAUCACCUUGAAAACGUCGUAGGGUGAACGAAGGAUAAAGGACAAAGAACCAAGUCGAAAAUCAACAAGUCGUAAAUUGUAUAUAUCGUAUAAUGGCGCGUCGCAAAGAUAAGCCGCGCCUAAUACCCGAACAGGAUAAGCGCAUCUGUCGCGCCAUUUGCCUCUGCCAACUGACCAUGGUGUUGUCCUGCGUCUCAAUUGUCUACCUCAGCGUGGCCAUCUACUCCCCAUCCAUGAAAGCCUUCAAGUCGGGCUUCGAACUGGAUCCGGUCAUGUGUCAAACGGUGGACCGUCAGAUGCCCAACAAUUGUCCUUGGGCCUCGUGUGGCGAAUGGUGCUUGACACGCACAAGUGGUUUCUGUCCGCAAAUCCAUUCGGUAGUGCGACGCAAUGGCACCGAUAUACAGCUCAACAAUUGCACCAGAGUGUCCAAUACUUCCUGCGCCAUGAUUGACCUGAGUCGCCUCAACAAGUUCAACUGCAACAAUGGCACCGUGUGCAACAACAUACGCGGCGUCUUUAACUGCUCCAACGGACACUGCAAGAACAUGUCCGAGUUCUUCUUGUGCCACCACAAGCCUGAUGGACCCGUCAUCAACUCGGCCAAGGAUAACACGAAGCUGAACGGCUUCUUCGAGUGCCAUGGGGUACAGUGCACCAAGAUCAAGCGACCCUUUAGCUGUGAUAGGUACUGCUCCCGGAUAACUACAGGCAACAUCAAUACGCUUAUCAUGCAUGAGGACAACUUAAUUGCUGCGGAUUGUGAGAACGCGGUGGCGUUCAACGAGGCACGCGGCAAGGAGCAUGGCGUCCGUAUCGAGCCCACCGAAUUCUGGAAGGAAGACGAUGGCAACUUGCUGACCAACUGUGCAACAGUCACUCGCGAAUCCGACAAUCGCAUCAUGGCCACUGAUUGCCUGAAUGGCACCUUGCUGGAACACGAUACACUGCCAGCUCCUUAUAUGAACUUUACGCAGUUUUGGGCCAUCUACGAGAAUAGCACGCAUGCCGUUGACCCCGAGCAAAAGUUUCUGCCCAACCAGGCCAAUCUGACCAUAUUCAGCUGGAAGAAAUUGUUCAUAAACCUCGAGGGUUGCGUGAAUACGCUGCGAGGGGAAUGCAAGGACUUUGUGGCCCGUUAUGGUAGCGAUGGCGACAACAACACGGCUCAGUCACGCUAUCAGUGUUACUAUAAUAAGGAUGCAAAUGUGGAUUUUGUGGUUGCACGAUAUGAUCUGGACAAGGUGUAUCGCGAGCUGCUCGUCUCGCUGAUUGUGCCGAUUGUGCUAUUUGUGGUAUCAUCCAUAUCGCUGUGCGUCAUAACCAAGUCGGUUAAGGUGGGUGACGAUGCCAAAAUGCGUUGUGUUUGUGCUGGCGACAAUUCGGAUGAUGAUGUCUUUGGCCAUAAUGCCAGAUCAAAGCAGCCAGAAAAAGUCUACGAUACGGAUGACGAUGUGGUCGAUUUAGAGCAUCAGGCGGGUGCCAUGGGUGAGCUGGAACUGUCGCCACAGGAUCAGCCGCAUCCGCUGGACACACAUGAAAUGAUUGGCAGCACCAAAUCACUGAUACCACUCAGCCCAACCGGUGGAUCGAGCAACCGUGGUGAGCAACUGAACUUCGCCGAAGAUCACGACGAGAAGGCAGCCAGUUGCGAUGUGCCCGAAAAACCACUGGUCAUACUUUAAACGAGCCCAGGAUAUGGGCUCAAGACUUGAAAAGGGAACUUAUCGCUAAGAAAUUGUUACUCUUUAUAUUGAAAUCUAUACAAUCUUUAUAGGAACUGCGAACUGAACUUGAAUUUCCACUCAGCGCUAUUUAUCUACGCAUUUAUACAAACGAUUUAUUAUAUAUAUAUAUAGCAUAGAAAGAAGCAACGACAACAACCAAAGCCAUCUAACUAUAUUCAGAGCAUUUCACUUGAUUAUCAUUUCAAUUUAUAUAGAACUUUAUACAACUCUCAAGAGCUUUAUUAACCCCUCUAAACAUGGGUUAUGCGACCAAAUCAGAAAAUCAAAUCAUUUUAACAUCAAAUAGAGUAUAUCUGCCCACGUUUGGUUCAGUGGAUGUGCCUUGGAAUUUCGAAAUCAGUUGCAUUUAAACAUGAAUUUAUACAUAUUUCAAGAGACGGGAAUAUGGCAGUAACAAGAAACCAACGAUAAUCUUACAGUCAGUCUGCUGAACCAUAGAACUUAUAUAUAUAAAGGAUCCACAACGGGAACCAAGCACCAACAUUUUUGGGCAAAUGCAUUUAUUUUGUAAAUACGAUAAAUCAAGCACAAACUAAAAAUGGGGAAAAUAUGUUCGAAAUAAAAGGGCAUUGGACUUUGCCUUGAUUUUUCGAUUUAGUAGCUAUGCAAUAUACUCGAAUUAGUUUAGCCUGAUCUAUGCAAAUAUAUAUAAAUCACAGAGAUAAUGGUUUAGAGGCACAGAAGCACCAAAGGAAAAAAAAACUGCACGCUUAAAUUUCUACACUUUUGAUUAACUACUUAUAGAUAAAAUAUACAUAUUAUAUAUUAGAUAUAUACUUAUAGAAGCUAUUUAAUGAA
Drosophila grimshawi is the source of this 3096-nucleotide messenger RNA. RefSeq lists its product as uncharacterized. Gene Ontology annotation, biological process: regulation of sodium ion transport. Bases 643 to 2235 code for a protein of 530 amino acids. The transcript has 8 exons. The record is from RefSeq and is a predicted model, not a curated record. Gene Ontology annotation, molecular function: sodium channel regulator activity. NCBI's taxonomy places the organism in Eukaryota, Metazoa, Arthropoda, Insecta, Diptera, Drosophilidae.